Molecule: messenger RNA, 1639 nt
Organism: Cryphonectria parasitica EP155
Lineage: Eukaryota; Fungi; Ascomycota; Sordariomycetes; Diaporthales; Cryphonectriaceae
Product: HCP-like protein
Exons: 2
Coding region: 223-1377 (384 amino acids)
Molecular function (GO): protein binding
Source: RefSeq, a predicted model, not a curated record
UCCUCCGGCCGGAAUGGCACACCAAGCGUUCGCGCUCCAUCGGCGCACUCGAGCUAUGCAAGGAAAUCACCCAACGUAGACAACCGCCAGUCCACGUACGCAGAGCUGCUGAAUGUUCCCUAUCCACAGCCUGCGCCUGCACCCCUGACCAUUGACAACUCACAAUUGCGGAACGCGGUGGGAUCUAAUGCGUCUCUACUGAGCUCACAGAAAACUCUCGACAUGUACAGGCAGAAUGUCAAGAAGACCAGUGACUUCUCGAUACAAUACUCGUUUGCAGUAUUUCUGAUCUCCACGGCUCAGGAACAGGGCGUGGAUGUCACAGAGCCUAAGAAGAAGUCGCCGAAGCCAGGUCACAGCCCCAACGGCUCUUUUACCGGAAGCGCGGAUUCCGAUCCAAAUGAUCUGAUAAGAGAAGCACGAGCCAUCCUGCAGAAACUUGCCAACGCAGGAUACCCCUUCGCCCAGUACUACCUUGCAGAUGGAUAUGCUUCGGGCUUGUUCAGCAAAGGCAAGGAAGACUAUAAUUCUGCCUUUCCCCUGUUCGUCCUGGCCGCGAAGCAUGGUCACGCAGAGUCUGGAUAUCGGACCGGUCUGUGCUACGAGUUCGGAUGGGGUUGUCGUAAGGACCCGGCAAAAGCUGUUCAAUUUCUGCGAACCGCGGCAUCAAAGAGGCAUCCCGGCGCAAUGACAAGACUAGGAAAGGCUUGCCUUUCUGGUGAUCUGGGUGAGAAGCGCUAUCGAGAAGGCCUGAAGUGGCUCAAGUUGGCAACAGAAUCGGCAGACGCCAUGUACAACGCGGCACCGUUCCAUCUAGGAUGUCUAUACGAGACCGGAUAUGGUGAAGAUAUCUUCAAGGAUGAAGGAUACGCGGCCGAGCUGUUCACACAAGCCGCCGAUCUUGGUCACCCAGAGGCGAACUUCCGAAUGGGCGACGCAUACGAGCAUGGCAAACUCAACUGUCCGCGAGACCCGGCCUUGAGUGUGCACUUCUACACCGGGGCCGCUGAGAGAGGACACGCAGGUGCGAUGAUGGGCCUGUGCGCCUGGUACAUGGUUGGAGCCGAGCCGAUCUUGGAAAAAGAUGAGGAAGAAGCGUACGAGUGGGCACGAAGGUCCGCUGAGCUGGGCUAUGUCAAGGCCCAGUACGCAGUGGGUUAUUUCACGGAAAUGGGCAUUGGGUGCAGAAGAGAUAUUCUGGAAGCCAACGUCUGGUAUGUCAAGGCCGCAGACGCAGGGGAUGACCGAGCGAAGCAGAGAUUGAAUGCUAUUCGGGCGGCAGCGAGUGGUGGGACGCCGAUGGAUGUUGCGCCUCCGAAGAAUCCCAAUCUGAAAAAGAGAGCUGGGGCAAAGGACGAGAGCUGUGUGGUAAUGUGACGGGAAAAAGGGUCCAAGGGUACGACACCGACACAGUCAUCACUGUUGACUGCUGACACGAGAUGGGGGUCAAUUCUGCUGCCGCUGUUCGCAGGCCGGCUGCUGCGCGUGUGGAACACUGCUGGCGCAUUUUCAUGUUCGUUCUUUAAGGUUUGGUGUUGGAAAAAGGGGGGUGGCCACGAUCGAUUGCAUAGCUUCAAGACGGCAUGUUGAACAGGACUGAUAAACAUGGCAAAUUUAUGUGCAUUAUCUUUUUCUCUUG